Messenger RNA from Clunio marinus, 4379 nucleotides. The record is from the annotation of a GenBank genome assembly. Lineage: Eukaryota; Metazoa; Arthropoda; Insecta; Diptera; Chironomidae.
UCUCAGUUUAAGUUGACCAUUCAAAGAUGAAAGGCAUAUGUUGAUGUUUGUAUCAACUUUAAAUGUGAUAAUUUUCUUAAUAAGUUGUUGUUGAAUUCAUUGAUCGUGCCUUUUAUUAUUUAAAGGAUGUUGAAAGUGAUUACGAACCAAUCUGAUAUUGUGAUAAUGAUAUUAACUGUGACCAUGACAAUUAAUAUAACAUCCGCUAUUCAAUGUGACUUCAAAUAUGUUUUGGAUGAUGAACAAUCAAAUGAGAAUGCAGAAGGAUCAUUGAAUUCUUUGAAUGAGGUUGUUACUGUUUCAAAAACAAAAAGUCAACAAACGAUCUUCGAAUGCGAGGAUCCAUACGAUGAUUAUGAAGCGAUAACAGAUGUUUCUUCCAGAGUGAAACCAAUGGAAUUGGACACGAGAUUCGGGGAGGACGAUGAAUAUGAAUCCGUUAGGAGCGAUUGCCCAUCAAAUAAAAAGACGAUACGACCAAGGGCGCUCAACAAUGUUCUCAACCAGUUCAUGACCAUUGCAGUUGUACAAGCAAUCGAAAUUGACGAAUGCGGCACAAGAAACGAGCAUUGUAGUGGACCACCUGCACCGAUAGGACAAUUACGUUUAUGUCGACAACAAUUUGUUACAAUUACUAUGAAAGCUUACAAGAAUAAUGAAACCCUUGAUGAAACCGUUGAUCAACCAUUUUAUUUUCCAAGUCAUUGUGUUUGUGAACUCGUUCAGAAAAGGAAAAAGCCACUGCUGGUCUGAAAUAAGCUACCAAAAUUAACUAAAAACAAAACAACAAAUUCGAUUUCACAAAAACAUUCAUUUUAUUUCUCGUUAUCGCUCUAAUUCGACUUUACGCAUUUUUAGAAUUAAAUUACAAAUUCUCGAGUUUUUCAAUCUUUCCGAUAACCUUUGCCAAAAAUAAAAUAACAAUUUUAUAUAGCAAAAGUUUUUUGCAGAAAGUUGUAAACAAAUCAAUUUUGCUACAAGUUUUCGUUUCACUCAAAAAGCAUUCGACGAGAUUUGCAUUUAAAAUAUUUGCGUUUUUAUAAAAAAAAUCUCAUUCAGUUUGACACAUUAAAAAACAUAAACAAAAAAAUGGACGAAAGAAGUAGAAUUUGUUACAAGUCUUUCUCUGCAAAUGAAAAGGCAAUAACUUGACUUUGAUUGCCUUUUGUAAAGUUUACAAAAAUCAAACAUCGCUUUUAAAUAUUUUUGGAAGGAUUUAAGAAAUUAUUUUCUCAGUUAUUUUAGAGGUAAAAGCGCCACAAUUAUGAACACACAUCUAGAAGAUAUGUCAUGGAAAAUGUUAAAUGUUGACAGGUCAUCCUUAAAAAUGGAUUAAUUAAAUAGAUGAUUAUGUAGGAGGAGAAGAAAUGAAGAAUUAGCCUCGAGAGAUUAAUCGAAGAGACAAAUAAUUAAUAUUAGUCGCCAUCAAUCAACUUCGUGUAAUUUCUUCUUUCUUUUUUUCAUUUAAUCAACUUAAAUACAACAUUAUUUAAUCAUUAUUGUUAUUAUGUUAUUUUGUCUUUCAACAUUGAAGUAUCAAAAAGCGUCUUUCACGCUAUUUAAAAAGCUUCUUUUAAAAUUUAAAUGUAAGUCUUCACCAGACGAUAGUUGUGAAGUGAAAUUAAAAAAAUUGUUAUCACUCGCGGUUUACAUCCGAAUGUGGAAAAAAGAAAAUGUGAAUGUUUAACACACAAUAAAUUUUACAACAUUUAUUUAGAUUAAUGCUUAAGAGUAAUUAAUGUUUUUUUUGUUUCUUCUUGUUCAGUUUUUCAAAGCACCAAAGCAAUUUUUUUUUCUUCAAUUUGUGAGUUUUUCACUCUUUUUUUUGUUUCAAAUAUUGUUUUGAUGUAUUGUAAGUGUAAAAAUUGUGUUAAGUUUAAUUUUCGUUUGUGGUUGGUUGUCAAUAUGAAUAUAUUCGAAUAUAUUUAAAUUUCCGUAAAGUUCGACAUUUUCUCACCAAAUUUUCCGCUAAUAAAUUUUUUCUUCUUAUUUUUUUUGCUUCUAUUUCAACUUUAUAGGAAGUUGAAUCACGUAUUUCAAAUCUUUAUCAGCUUUUAAUCGCAAAAAGUUGUGCAUGUUCUUUAGAAUGUUUACGCGCGCGAUUAAAUUUUUGGUAUAAAUUGUGAUCUUGAAAUUGAAUACUUGAUUUAAAUUGUGUCUAGAUUUUUGCUAAUUUUAUUAUAAUUCCAUUAAUUUGGACACUGAAAUAUUUUGUUUCUCUUCUCUUUACUAUUUUAGCACAAAUGCAACAGCACAAGAGAUUUGAAGAAGCUUCACAACAAGCUACUCCAAAUCUAACUUUCGAAUCCUAGAGAUUCCAAAUAUUAUUAAUUUCAUUAAUAAAAAAUUGUCUUUGCGUUUUUAAAUACAUAUUUAUGUGGCUUCGAGCCCAAAUGAAAUUUUCUCUCUCAUCAUUUCAUUCAAUCACAAGUUUUGUUUCUUUUUUUUUCUCACAUUGAAGUUUGUUUCUCCAUCAUAAUCUUUAACCAUCUAAUCAUUAAUUUAUUAUGGCAGUUGAGAGAAAUUAUAAAACUUAAAUAUUUUCCUGUUUUUGCUGAUAACAUUUCUUAUGCACUAACUACAAAUCCCGAAAGAUGAAUCUCUGAGCGGUUGGUGAAUAUCUUCUUCGUUUGUUUGUUUUCUUCAUAAUUUAAUUUUUACUUCAAAAAAGCUGUGAUUAACAAGUAAUGAAGAGUAGGGGGAAAAAGUUUCCCUAACACAAUCAUCUUUUUCUAGUUGACAACAAAAAUCUGUGUCGUGAUAAUAAUAAUAAUAAUAAAAAAUGAUUUGUGUGUCUGCUAGUAUUUGACGAUAAUAAUUUUAAUAUGAUAAAUGAAAAAAGAAGCUGAAUAAGUACGGCAAAUAUCGAUAUAAAAAAUUUGCACGCCGCUAAAUGAUGCUCUUUCCUAUAAAUCAUCUUGCAAUGACUCCUCUCGACUACUCUUACGUGAUUUUAAUAUUGAACGGAUUUCUUCAUUUUCCGAUGAAUGAUUUUUCUUUAAGAUUGGUUUCGGUCUGCGUUCCGGUUGCGAAUGAUCACUUUCAACUUUUAAAAUUGGCUUAAUAUAAGAAGACUCACUUUGAAUAUCAUCAAUGAUUAUCAUGUCUUUACAUAAUUCAGCAGCUGCAAGAAUGACAGCUUCUGAGAUGGACACAUGUUUGGUAGGUUGUUCGUUGUGAUCGGAAGGCGUUAAACUUGGCUUCUUGAGAAUACCCUGAACUCCUGUUGAAGACGAUGAAUUUGGAGUGUUGUAACCACCAGAUGAUCCUCCAAUUCCUGAACUAUAACCGGCAGCACUGCCACCACCACUCGAAUCAUAACUUUUCUGCUUCAAAAUACCAUGAUUAUUAAUCUCUUCUGAACUGUUUCUACGACGAUUAUUUUUCACCAAACAUCCUUUCUCGCUUUCGGAUGAUGCUGACGAUGGUGAAUGACUUCGACUAAACCGUAAUGACUCGUCCAGUGAACUACGUUUCUUCAAUAUUCCCUGUCGAUGUGUCGUACGACGUGAUGAUGUCGUUGGCUCCAUGUCGAUGACAUUGGGUGAAAAAGUGACUAGACUCGCAUUUGAGCUUGUUGAGCUGUCUUUACGCUUAAGAAUUGAAACAAUCUGAUUUGAGGGUUGUGUUGAAUUUUCUUCGCUUUUUCUUCUGCUGAUUGCAUCACGAUUUGUGUUCUGGUGGGUUGUUCGAUUACUGUACAUUGUGUGAACGUUUCGACGUCGCGGAUCGAUCUGAAGUGAAGAGUCAGAUUCAUAAAUCACGAUUUCAUCGUCAAACGAUUUACGUGUGUGACGAUGUUUUAAACGUAUCUUAACACUUUUUGAUGUUGAUGCCUUGCCCAUUGAUGAUGAAUAUCUAUUGUUCUUAUUAUCACUGUCAAUUUCUUCAUUAUCACACCUUUUCGUAAUUACUAAUGCUCCAAUACCUUCUUCCGCGUUAUCUUUUAAUGCGAUGACUUCGUUAGCAUUUCUGUUAUUGUUUGUUGGACUUAAAUUCUCGUCAUCGCUUUUAUCAGUCAAUUGAAGAUUUGUGGGAGUGGUUGGCUUUGAAGCGAAAUUCGAGCUCGAAGCAGAUCCACAUGAAAAGACUCCAGACGAUGAACUAAUUGGUGAUGUUGCCGGUAGAUGAACAGAGUCAUUUGUAUCUGAAUCGUCAUCGUUUUCACUACCUUGAUUUCCAUUUUUACCCGCAUAUAUUUCCACCAGUCCCUCGUCAUCAGAUACUUUCUUUGUUUCCAUCUCACACACGAUACGUAAAAAACAGCGAUUGAAGAAAUCACACGUUUUAAGUCUAUCAGAUCUUAAGUUUCAUUUAAUGAAUUUAAGUUACAAGAACUCACUACCAUUUUGCUGUUUAAAAAACCUAAAUUUAAUUCA